GAGAGAGAGAGAGAGAGAAGCACCACUGCCUCUCCUCCACUCGAAUAGCCUACAUAUCUUGAGGCCUGGUUCCUAGUGCUCUCUGGACAGAAAACGCAUUACACCGCGGCAUUUUUUUUACAUAGAAUAACUAGGCUACUAUACGGAUACAUCCAAUAUAAAUUCAAUUGAAGACGGAUUUAUUUUGGGCGCACAACCCUCGCGAAUAAACGGAAGAUGGCAGUGACUACCUGUACACGUUUUACGGACGAUUUCCAACUAUACGAAGAACUCGGAAAGGGAGCGUUUUCAGUGGUGCGCCGCUGUGUCAAACUUUGUACCGGCCAGGAAUAUGCUGCCAAAAUCAUCAAUACUAAAAAGCUCUCAGCCAGAGAUCACCAGAAGCUGGAGAGGGAAGCCAGGAUCUGCAGAUUGCUCAAACACUCCAAUAUCGUUCGUCUCCAUGACAGCAUAUCAGAGGAGGGCUUCCACUAUCUUCUGUUUGACUUGGUGACAGGUGGAGAGCUGUUUGAGGACAUUGUGGCCAGAGAGUACUACAGUGAAGCAGAUGCCAGUCACUGCAUCCAGCAGAUCCUGGAGGCUGUGUUACACUGUCACCAGUCGGGUGUGGUACACAGAGAUCUCAAGCCAGAGAACCUCCUGCUGGCCAGUAAGUGUAAGAAUGCUGCAGUGAAGCUGGCUGACUUUGGAUUGGCCAUCGAGGUGCAGGGAGACCAACAGGCAUGGUUCGGUUUUGCAGGUACCCCAGGCUACCUAUCUCCAGAGGUACUGAGGAAGGAGGCUUAUGGUAAACCUGUAGACAUCUGGGCUUGUGGUGUGAUCUUGUACAUCCUGCUAGUGGGGUAUCCUCCAUUUUGGGAUGAGGACCAACACAAACUCUAUCAGCAAAUUAAAGCAGGAGCUUAUGACUUUCCGUCUCCAGAAUGGGACUCAGUGACUCCAGAAGCCAAGAACCUGAUUAACCAGAUGUUGACCAUUAACCCUGCCAAGAGGAUCACUGCCCAGGAGUCCCUCAAACACCCAUGGGUCUCCCAACGCUCCACCGUGGCGUCCAUGAUGCACAGACAGGAGACAGUGGAGUGCCUGAAGAAGUUCAACGCCCGGAGGAAACUCAAGGGAGCCGUCCUAACUGCUAUGCUGGUGACGAGGAAUUUCUCUGGUAAAUUCGGUAGACAGUCUACAUCUCCUGCGUCAAUCACUACUGUUCCUGCAACUGCUGCUGGGAUAGUGGAGCAAGCCAAGAGUCUCCUCAACAAGAAGGCUGACGUCAAGCCUAACAGCACGAGAAACAGCACAGUCACCAGCCCCAAGGGAACCCCCUCUGCUCCACUGGAGCCUCAGACCACUGUUAUCCAUGUGGAUAGGAACAAGGAUUCAUCUGACAGCAACACCACUAUUGAGGAUGAGGAUGUGAAACUGCGAAAACAGGAGAUUAUCAAGAUCACUGAGCAGCUGAUUGAAGCUGUCAACAAUGGAGACUUUGAGGCCUAUGCGAAGAUCUGUGACCCAUGUCUGACGUCAUUUGAGCCAGAGGCCCUGGGGAACCUAGUGGAGGGCAUGGACUUCCACCGGUUCUACUUCGACAACCUCCUGUCUAAGAACAGUAAGCCCAUCCAUACCACAAUCCUCAACCCUCACGUCCACCUGAUUGGUGAAGACGCCGCCUGCAUCGCCUACAUACGCCUCACGCAAUUCGUCGAUGGCACUGGCCGCCCAUGCUCCAGCCAAUCAGAGGAGACGAGGGUGUGGCAUCGCCGAGAGAGCAAGUGGCAGAAUGUUCACUUCCACUGCUCUGGAGCACCGGCCGCACCGCUGCAGCAGUGAACUGGAGGAGUGAAUGAGUGAGUGAGCGAGCGAGUGAGCGAAAGAGAGAGAGAGAAAGAGAGAGAGAGAGAGGAGGAUGGAGAGAGAGAGAGACAGGAAAGGAGGAUGGAGAGAGGAGAGGGAGAGGAGGAUGGAGAGAUGAAAGGAGGAUGGAGAGAGAGAGGGAUGGGAGAGGGAUGGAGAGAGAGAGAAAAUGAGGAUGGAGCGAGAGAGAGACAGGAAAGGAGGAUGAAGAGAGAGAGGAGAGGAGGAUAGAGAGAGAGAGAGAGAGAGUUGGAGAGUGAG
Molecule: messenger RNA, 2109 nt
Organism: Oncorhynchus masou masou (cherry salmon)
Lineage: Eukaryota; Metazoa; Chordata; Actinopteri; Salmoniformes; Salmonidae
Gene: camk2b2
Product: calcium/calmodulin-dependent protein kinase type II subunit beta
Exons: 21
Coding region: 217-1824 (535 amino acids)
Biological process (GO): protein phosphorylation
Molecular function (GO): calcium/calmodulin-dependent protein kinase activity; calmodulin binding; ATP binding
Source: RefSeq, a predicted model, not a curated record